Cicer arietinum (chickpea) is the source of this 1472-nucleotide messenger RNA. RefSeq names its product E3 ubiquitin-protein ligase SINAT3. Gene Ontology annotation, biological process: ubiquitin-dependent protein catabolic process; multicellular organism development. The record is from RefSeq and is a predicted model, not a curated record. Lineage: Eukaryota; Viridiplantae; Streptophyta; Magnoliopsida; Fabales; Fabaceae. Gene Ontology annotation, cellular component: cytoplasm. Gene Ontology annotation, molecular function: ubiquitin protein ligase activity; protein binding; zinc ion binding.
UUGCCCAUAAACAAUAGUAAAUCACUACCUGAUAUUCAUUCUCUAUCUUCUUCUAUUCUAUUCUACUUGAUCAUGAAGUUAGUCUUCUAUAACUUCUUCUAUCUUUGUGGUUUUUGUUGGUGAAAUCAUGAAAACCGUUGGAUUUAAAUCAAAGGGUACUUAGGACAAUUGUGUGAUGUAUGUCACUUACUCCUUUGAUGUCCAAGACCAAGGAAGUAAAAUUAAAGCCAAUUUUUGUAAGAAACCAAAUUAUAAAUCCUUGCUUUUUUUUUUUCUUUCUUCUCUUCUUCCCAAGUCUUAAAAAAAUACACUUAGCAACUUCCACUGUUAUAUAUAUAUAUAUAUGCUUGUGGGUUUGGGUUAAAAAAUGGAAACAGGUGGUGUUGAUAGCAGUAUGUUGUCAUUGAAUAUGAUGGAAGAGGAUGAGCAUCCUCAUCAAUUUUCUUCAAUCUCAAAGCUACACAACAAUUCUCAAACCACUACUAGUGUCCAUGAUCUUCUUGAAUGCCCUGUUUGCACCAAUUCAAUGUACCCUCCAAUCCAUCAGUGCCACAAUGGGCACACCCUUUGUUCAACAUGUAAGACAAGGGUACACAACAGAUGCCCAACUUGCAGACAAGAGCUUGGUGAUAUAAGGUGUUUAGCAUUGGAGAAGAUAGCAGAAUCACUUGAAUUUCCUUGUAGAUACAUCUCUCUUGGUUGUUCAGAGAUAUUUCCAUAUUAUACCAAACUCAAACAUGAGACUAUUUGUACCUUUAGACCAUACACAUGCCCUUAUGCUGGAUCAGAUUGUUCUUUUCUUGGAAAUAUUCCAUAUCUUGUUGCCCAUUUAAGAGAUGACCAUGGUGUUGAUAUGCAUUCUGGAUCCACUUUUAACCAUCGUUAUGUCAAAUCAAAUCCUAUGGAAGUUGAAAAUGCUACAUGGAUGCUAACGGUUUUCCACUGUUUUGGUAAAUAUUUUUGUCUUCAUUUUGAAGCAUUUCAACUUGAAAUGGCACCUGUUUACAUGGCUUUUCUUAGAUUCUUGGGUGAUGAUAGAGAGGCUAAGAACUACAGUUACAGCCUAGAAGUGGGAGGAAAUGGACGUAAACUAACAUUUGAAGGGAGUCCAAGAAGCAUUAGAGAAAGCCAUAAGAAAGUGAAGGAUAGUCAUGAUGGCCUUAUCAUAUACCGUAACAUGGCACUUUUCUUCUCGGGUGGGGAUACUAAAAAGUUGAAGCUGAGAGUAACAGGAAAGAUAUGGAAAGAACAACAAAACUCUCAAGGUGUAGCUAGCUAGCUUGUGCUCUUUCUUAAUUCUUAUUAUUUUACAUAACUUUGAAAAGUCUCACUUAAAUGUAUACUCUUUUUUAGUGGAUUAGGUACAUUAUUUUUUUUAAUCAAUUUUUGUUUAUAUUGGAGGCUGGAGUAAUACUUGUUAAUGGUUAUGGAAGUUUCAAUUGUGUGGCAAAUUCUAGUGUCAUACUCACAAA